Molecule: messenger RNA, 630 nt
Organism: Melitaea cinxia (Glanville fritillary)
Lineage: Eukaryota; Metazoa; Arthropoda; Insecta; Lepidoptera; Nymphalidae
Product: probable nucleoredoxin 3
Exons: 1
Coding region: 1-630 (209 amino acids)
Source: RefSeq, a predicted model, not a curated record
AUGGAACCAAUGGAUUUCCAGCUUAUGCCGUACAAAUGGCUUAACGAAGCGGCAAUCUUCAACAAAAACAACGAAAAGAUACCGAUCGAGUGGCUCGAGACGAACGCGGACGUAAUCGCCCUUCUCUUCACAACCUACGGCGUAGACAAGGAUGGAAUCAUCGAGAAAUUCUAUGAAAUAUAUGAAAACGUCAAGUUCGUGAACCUUCCUAUCGAAGUUAUCUUCGUAACGAUGGACGAGACGGAACAAGACUUCGAUCGUGCAUACGAGAGCCAAGCGAAUUGGUUUACUCUUAAAUUUUCUGAUCCCCUGGUACCUGUGCUCAAAUAUAUGUACGAAAUCACGUGUGUUCCUAGUUUGGUCGUGAUAAAAUUUGAUGGUACCAUCAUAACUAAGCAUGGAAUUGUGGAUCUAGAGACAUAUGGAAAAAAUGCUGUGAUCACUUGGGUUUCCAGAACCACGGCCAUUAAAAGUCACAGAAAGUUAAGCAAGGAACUUAAUAUGUAUGGUGAUAAGUGGAAGUACAUGAACCUAGUUCCCAAUGCGACUUCUAAGCCUGAAAUAUUGUUAAAGAAAAAAUAUCAACGAAAAUUUAGUAACAUAGAUGAUGGAAUUUCAAAACCUACAUAA